AGGACGCUCUCGUACACCGGACAUGCCAAUGGUCAAGGAACUGGUCUCUGCGAUGAGAGAGCAUGUGCUGGUGUCGCUUUCGAAGGAGGAGCAGGCAGUGAGAGGUGGGAGUUGUUCGAUGCCGAGACGACGAAGUCUCUCUUCACGUUGAGCGUUGUAGGUCAUGGUGGUGGUGUUGGUGGUGUUCGUGGUGGUGGUAGUGUUGGUAGUGAAGAAGUGUGAUGUUGUUGGAUUUGCUUUGACAACAAGACUGAGGAACUUGAUCGAAGGUCUUGCACGGAGAGUAGUG
Sphaerulina musiva SO2202 is the source of this 289-nucleotide messenger RNA. RefSeq lists its product as uncharacterized. The annotation marks the transcript as partial. Lineage: Eukaryota; Fungi; Ascomycota; Dothideomycetes; Mycosphaerellales; Mycosphaerellaceae. The transcript has a single exon. The record is from RefSeq and is a predicted model, not a curated record.